UCAUUUUUCGACGUCACAAUAUGGCCGUGGUUUUCUAGAGAAUGUUUUUCCAUUCAUCAGCAGCGAAGACAUUUUCUGAUUUACGGUUUGUUUGCGUGAUUACCCAAUGCAGAUACGCCUAUCUGCUUGGUAUUCAUUAAUUGUCUUCAGAUUGAAUCCCGGUCGUCGGAGUCCCUCACGACCCAUAAAUAUCGAUUUUUGAAAAAUCCUAUAUUCAGCUAACACUGUCUAGUUAAAAUUAGGGAGUGCGUUUCUCUUGUGAAAUCAAUCAAAGACUCAGUUGCUUUCUCCGGAGAAUUCGAUUUGAAAAGUACUCUGAAAAAAAGAAAUGUCUAGGCAUGAAGGUGUCAGCUGUGAUUCUUGUAUCAAAGGAAAUUUUAGGGGUUUACGGUUCAAAUGUUUGAUAUGCUACGACUAUGACUUGUGUGCAACUUGCUAUGAGGCAGGAGCCACCAACACACGCCACACUGCAGAUCAUCCCAUGCAGUGUAUACUCACCAGAUCAGACUAUGAUACUUUCUAUGGAGGGGAGUCAAUCAGCUCAGAUACACCCCAGUCUUUCUCAUGUCCUUAUUGUGGGAAGCUUGGGUACACUGAGACAGGAUUGUAUGACCAUGUGACCUCAGACCAUACAGAAACACCUUAUGAAGUGGUUUGUCCCAUAUGUGCAUCAUUACCGGGUGGAGAACCUAAUCAAGUUACAGAAGAUUUUGCUGCCCAUCUUACCAUGGAACAUCGUGGUGGCAUUAUUGGCCAUAAUGGUGUUUUACGAGAAGAAGAACCAGGAGGAAUUGGUCGAGGUGUUCGUCGUAUUCCGCAUCCAGCUCGUGGAUCAUCUGGCCCCAGAACACGAAGACCUAACAUGCACUUUACUUCUACAGGUUCUGUUCUGACAUCGUCGGGAAGUACGCCUGGAUCUAAUUCCAGUUCAUCGAGAGAGCGUGAUCGGGAACGCGAAAGAGAGGCCAUGGAUCCUAUCGCUGAACUUCUCUCUCAAUUGAGUGGGGUUCGUAGAGGACUGAGUGGUGUCUCUGGGGCUUCCGGUCUUGGUAGUGUUCUUGGCUUGGGUGCCCUUGGAUCGUUAGGCGGAGCUCUGGGCUCACUAGGAGCUAAUUUAAGUGGUCCGUCGCCUGGCUCCUCCAGUUCUGGCUUGCCAACACCUUCCGGCAGAGGAAGACUAUUGGGAUUAGUUGGAAGAGACAAUGCGGGAGCGUUUAGUGAAUUAGUCAGUAACGGAGCAAGUGGACAGUCCCAGCCGCAAUUAGAGCGACAUCAGGCGCUGAGACUGCCACGGCGACAGGCACAAGUCAUAUCAGCACCGUCAACGUUCUCAUCAACGAAUGUUAAUACCGGUGCGGCACCUAAUGGUUCCGGUUCAGUUGCACCCACCAAUAUUUCAGUUGGUAGCCGCGAUUCAACAAGCAAUUCCCAUUUACUCUUAUCAAGGUUGGGAAAUGUACUAAAAGACGAUAGGAAGGAGUCGAACAGUAAAACCUGUCAGGAUCGAAGUCUCUUUAUACAGGAUCUAAUCCUUUCCACUCUUGCUGCUGGAUUUGAAUUGGACAUUGACGGAGAUCUGACCACUCCUUUGUCUAGUGUCGACCUAUCUCGGGAUGUUUUGCCUACUGAUCCUCCUCCUAAGAAUGACCUUACACCGACGAGGGCGAAUCACGUUGGUGGGACACCUGUGACAUUGACCACAAGCAGUACACUGGGCAUAGUGGGAAUCUCUGCCGCCGAUACUAUAAUUGUGUCGCCCCCAACGUCAGUUACUACUGCGUCCGCUUUCCCAGAAGGUUCAUCCAACAGUCGACCUACCACCGUUAUCAGUGGCUCCCCAGUGUCGACUAGACCCAAGCAAACGGUUCAUCACAACGAACCGAAAGGUUCUGGUAAUUCAACGUCAUCCGUAACAGGGCGACGAGUAACUCAUCACCAGGCGCCACCAUCAAGUAUGCGCGUUCCCAGUGCCUCCUCUUCUUCAAACUCAUUGUCAACGUCUUCGCGACCGCCUGUUCACAGCUCGAGCGGCGGGAUCGGAAGUGGGUCCGUUGGCUCCAUGGUUAGAUCAAGGAGUCAUGGCACUAACGGAGCUAGUGGGACGUCGGGGGCUAGUACUGGAGCUCCCGGUGGAUUGUUGAGAAAGCCAGCACGACCACAAACCAGUCAUCCUCCCCCUCCCCCUUCUUCUCACUAAUGUAUUCUUUUUUUUCCAUAUUUGCUUUGUCUUCGUCUGAGAAUCGUGGGCGAGGGUAAAAACGGAUGACCAAGAAAGUGUCUAAGAAGAUGUCCGUCGCUCUAUUUGGUUGGUAAUCUUUAUAUCCUGUCUGCUACCCUUCGCACUCCUCUGGAAGUGCCUGACUGGAACAAACACAAACUGACGCAAGACUUCUACUGUGCGAAUAGAGAAAAAAUGGAGACAAAAUUAAGCAAAUAAUUGAGGUUGAAAAUGAUAAUUUGUUUGAUCUUUUAAACUAC
Daphnia carinata is the source of this 2478-nucleotide messenger RNA. RefSeq names its product E3 ubiquitin-protein ligase KCMF1-like. Lineage: Eukaryota; Metazoa; Arthropoda; Branchiopoda; Diplostraca; Daphniidae. Gene Ontology annotation, molecular function: zinc ion binding. The transcript is spliced from 12 exons. Gene Ontology annotation, biological process: synaptic signaling. Bases 329 to 2197 code for a protein of 622 amino acids. Gene Ontology annotation, cellular component: plasma membrane. The record is from RefSeq and is a predicted model, not a curated record.